CCGCCGUUAAACUCCAUCGAAGAAGAAGACACUUUCCCUUCAUCGGAUCAUUGUUUACAUCAAACGGAGAGUUAUAGAGUAUGAACCCUUGGACAUACAGGUACCUCCAGCGCUCCCUCCUGCCUCACAUUCGGCCCCUGUCCCUGGUGAUCUACCCCAGGCCCUCUUGUAUCCACUCCAGGCUUCUGAACUUGCCCCAGUGGGGUGAAGACCAGAAGAGGGUGAUGUCCUUCCUGCCUCUCUCUCUCCCUUAAAUGCAGCUGGUGAUUCCAGAGAGCCGGCGGGCAUCUCUCAACAAGAAGCAGCAGUGGAUUUACCAGAUGCUGUUUACCAGGAGCCUCCUACAGAGCUCACAGUUCAUCACUGUCCUUUCCCUGGUGGGGUGAAGACCAGAAGAGGGUGAUGUCCUUCCUGUCUCCAAGGCCUGCCUCAGAGUGUGCUGGGUGAAGAAGUUCAGUGAUGUUCCACAGUGCCAGAAGUUCUUCCUGGAGGAGACAACUCCAAAUCUCCCAGGUAUUUUGGUUGGUGGGAAAGUCCAGGACCAGAACCGCUACAAGCCGAUCUGCCAGUUGUUCAACAACAUCUACAGGUUUGCAACUCUCUACGACACGACCAACAGGAUCCCUGUGUUCUCAGCCUACACCUUCACUGGUCCUCCUACAGACCCCAGACCAAAUCAACCCUGGAUGAUAGAGCCCCAGCUCAACGGGGUAAACAACAGCCCUGAAAUGAAGAUGAUGGGAGAACACUAUCAACACCAGGCUGGGAACUACGACUAUAAGAACUCAAUACAAAAUAAAGGGGUGAACAGAGGUCACCUCUUCCCAAAUUCACAUGCUCAUGACCUUGAUACUCAGAAGUCCACCUUUACCCUGACCAACAUCGUUCCCCAGGUGGUGUCCUUCAACGAUGGCAGCUGGAAGGAAAUGGAGAGAAAUGUCAGAGAAAAGCUGAUGACGGACUGUUUUAGUAACAACAGGAAGAUAAAGGCCUAUGUGGUGACUGGAGCGGUGCCCAGUAAGAGCAACACAAUGAAGAACGCAUUGAACAACACACUGAAGAACGCACUGAACGACCGAGUGAACAUCCCAGAUCUCAUGUGGACAGCCUACUGCUGUUUGAACAAGAAGAAAAAGUGGAUGGCCGAAGCACACUGGGGGUGGAACAAGAAGGUAAAGAGGAAAACAUUGAAACCAGAAACCUUGGGAGCACUCGAAAAGAUGUUGAACCAAUUUCACCAUGGUGGUCGUGUCCAGGUGUUCCCCAAGGAUUGUCCAAGAGGUCCUAAACCGACCAUUACCUCUAACCCACCCAGUUGGAAGAAUUCUCUUCAAAUCAUUUCUUCCACAGUCAGGAAUCUUUACAAUUCCAUGAUGAAUAGAAUUGGAUGAUCAAGGUACAGAUGCUCAGACUAUAUCAACAAACUAUCAACUAAACUCUGUUGAAAUGAUGUUGAUAUGCAACCACUUGUUACGGUUAGAGUAAUGAUUAUAGUGGUUAUAGGGGGUAAUACGGGUAAUAGGGGUUAUAAGGGUUAUAGUGGUAAUAAGGGUUAUAGUGGUAAUAAGGGUUAUAGGGGUU
Messenger RNA from Salvelinus fontinalis (brook trout), 1581 nucleotides. RefSeq names its product endonuclease domain-containing 1 protein-like. The transcript has 4 exons. Gene Ontology annotation, molecular function: nucleic acid binding; metal ion binding; hydrolase activity. The record is from RefSeq and is a predicted model, not a curated record. Bases 687 to 1391 code for a protein of 234 amino acids. Lineage: Eukaryota; Metazoa; Chordata; Actinopteri; Salmoniformes; Salmonidae.